AAAUGUGCUACAGAAGCUGACAGCGGGAAGAAGGGACCUUCAUCACAAAAAUCUCUUCCUAAGAAGCAGUUGACUGACAACGGAAAUGAAAGCCAGAAAAGUAGACCUUUCAUUAAGACAUCCAGCCUGUUUAGAAACAACCCUGAUAUCCCAGAAAUUCACAGAAAAGCAGUGCAGCAGGUGCAAGAAAACGUUUUCACGACAGAUUCUUUUAGCCAGUUGGACCUCCAUCCACAUCUGAUCUCCACAAUAAACACUGUCCUAAAGAUAAGUAGCAUGACCAGUGUUCAGAAGCAAACAAUUCCUGUGCUCCUGCAAGGCAAAGAUGCUCUAGUGAGAUCCCAGACUGGUUCGGGUAAAACUCUUGCCUAUGGGAUUCCACUUGUACAGUCUUUGCAAGGAAUGGAAUCCAAAAUACAGCGCAGUGACGGGCCUUACGCUCUCAUAUUAGUCCCAACGAGAGAGCUUGCCCUCCAAAGUUUUGAUACAAUGCAGAAACUACUUAAGCCAUUUGCCUGGAUUGUGCCUGGAGUGCUAAUGGGGGGAGAAAAGAGAAAAUCAGAAAAAGCCAGAUUACGUAAAGGAAUAAAUAUCCUCAUUUCAACUCCUGGUCGUCUAGUUGAUCACAUCAAGUCCACAGAAUGUAUUCAUUUCCGUCGCACGCAGUGGCUGAUUAUUGAUGAAGCAGACAGGAUCCUGGACCUGGGCUUUGAGAAGGAUGUAGCUGCGAUACUCAAUGCUUUAAAUGCCGAGAGAGAGACACGUCAGAAUGUCCUGCUCUCAGCCACCCUCACAGAAGGAGUUACACGGCUGGCCGAUAUCAGUCUGAAUGAUCCCGUCAGCAUUUCCAUAGCAGAUGAAAUCCAGAAAGCGCUCAAACCAGCAUCACAAGAUAGACAAGCCAGUAGUUCAUUGAACUGCAUGGACCAGGAAGACUUUGCUGUUCCAGAGAAGCUCAAGCAGUACGUCAUGAUGGUGCCCAGCAAACUGAAGCUCGUCACGUUAGCAGCUUUUAUCCUUGAGAAAUGCAAGUUUGAAAAACACCACAAGAUGAUCAUCUUUUUCUCCAGCUGUGAACAAGUGGAAUUCUACUAUGAGCUGCUUCUAAAGGUCCUUUCAGGAGGGCCAGAGUCAGAGCAACCUCAACAUUCAUCUGUCUCCUCUGCUUGCUUACAGUUUCUACGACUGCAUGGCAACAUGGAACAGGAAGAAAGAACAGAGGUCUUCCAAGAGUUCCUAAAAUCCAAGACUGGCGUCUUGCUUUGCACUGAUGUUGCAGCACGGGGACUAGACCUACCUCAAGUUACGUGGAUCAUGCAGUAUAACGCUCCGGCUUCACCUGCGGAAUACAUCCACCGGAUCGGGAGGACGGCUCGCAUUGGCUGUCACGGGAACAGCCUGCUUGUCCUGGCGCCUUCGGAGGCAGAAUAUGUCAGCUUGCUGGCUUCUCACAAGAUUAAUGUUUCAGAGAUAAAGAUGGAGAAGGUAUUAUCCAGCCUGAUGAAAGAUGAUCGCUUCAAGUUGCACAGACCAGGAAGGAAGGUGAGUUAUUCUGCUGGUUCGAAAUGACUCAGAUUUUCAUUUACCAGUUAA
Molecule: messenger RNA, 1593 nt
Organism: Apaloderma vittatum (bar-tailed trogon)
Lineage: Eukaryota; Metazoa; Chordata; Aves; Trogoniformes; Trogonidae
Gene: DDX31
Product: DEAD (Asp-Glu-Ala-Asp) box polypeptide 31
Exons: 16
Biological process (GO): ribosome biogenesis
Cellular component (GO): nucleus
Molecular function (GO): nucleic acid binding; ATP binding; RNA helicase activity
Source: RefSeq, a predicted model, not a curated record